Molecule: messenger RNA, 3375 nt
Organism: Dovyalis caffra
Lineage: Eukaryota; Viridiplantae; Streptophyta; Magnoliopsida; Malpighiales; Salicaceae
Source: the annotation of a GenBank genome assembly
AUGAGUUUUGAUUCUUGUCGAUCUUCCUCUGCUAAUUCCAGUCGAAAAUCGAAGAGAAGCUUGAACAAUUCGAAUUCUUCAAAUAACAAAAAAAGCAAGCAAAAAACCCUAGGCAUGGCUUGGGGUGCCAAUUCUCUCUCCUCCUCUCGCUCCUCCUUUCGCAACUCUCCCUUUUCCAAUUUCAGCAGUUAUAUGGCAGAGAAGAAUAGGAAGCUUCAACACCAGUUUGAGGCAGAGGCUUCCACUUCUUCCCAUAAUGGUUCGAGUUCCGGGAACCUGAUUUUUCAAGGAGUCUCUAUUUUUGUAGAUGGUUUUACAAUUCCUUCGAACCAGGAACUGCGAGCUUACAUGUUGAAGUAUGGUGGGCGAUUUGAGAAUUACUUUUCUAGGCAUCGAGUUACGCAUAUAAUUUGUAGCAAUCUUCCCGAUAGUAAAAUCAAGAAUCUGAGAUCAUUUAGUGGCGGGCUUCCAGUGGUCAAACCUGCAUGGAUUUUAGAUUCUAUUGUUGCCAACAAACUUUUGGGUUGGGUUCCUUACCAGCUUGACCAGCUUGCCAAUAACCAACCAAAAUUGUCAGCCUUCUUUACCAUGAAAGGUAACCCAAUCCCGGAGAAUGUUUUGACUGAUGAAGCUUGUCAAGUAAAUCUGGAUCCAUUUUUUAAGGGUGGCACACCACGGGAUGCAAAUAUAUCUGAAGUAGGUGAACCCAUGAGAGAUACUGAGCAAGUGGACAAACUAUUUGAUGAUCCUAAGCUUCAGCUUGAGGAGCCAAAUAGCAGUAGUGGAAAAUCAUCAGAAGUAAAGAUUGAAGAACCUAGUAGUAGUGAUGCGGAAGAUGGAAACAGUGUAAACAACAACCAUCAGUCUAGUCCAGAUCAACUUUCUGCUUCAGUUAGUGACCAUUGCUUACUCAAUCAAAGUAUGAAAGAAUCACCGAGUUCAGAAUCUGUCGGGCCUUCAAAUCAACGCCAUUCAACUCUUGGGGAUCCCAAUUUCGUGGAGAAUUACUUUAAGAGCUCAAGGCUGCACUUCAUAGGAACCUGGAGAAGUCGGUACCGUAAGCGUUUUCCUAGCUCAUCAAGCGACUUUAAGUGCAGAAGCUCAGAUCUCAUCACCUCUGAUAAUUCUCAGAAGUCUACUAUUAUCCAUGUUGACAUGGACUGCUUUUUUGUUUCUGUAGUCAUUCGGAACCAUCCAGAGUUACAUGAUAAGCCUGUAGCUGUAUGCCAUUCUGACAACCCAAAAGGAACAGCUGAAAUUUCAUCAGCAAACUACCCUGCCCGAAAUUAUGGAGUUAAGGCUGGGAUUUUUGUUAGAGAUGCCAAAGCUCUUUGUCCGCACCUUGUCAUCUUUCCGUACAAUUUCAAAGCUUAUGAAGAAGUAGCUGAUCAGUUAUAUAACAUCCUGCAUAAGCACUGCAACAGAGUGCAGGCCGUAAGUUGUGAUGAAGCAUUUUUAGAUGUCACAGAUACAGAUGUGGGAGAUCCUGAGCUUUUAGCUUCAACAAUAAGGAAAGAGAUUUUUGAGACCACAGGAUGCACUGCAAGUGCUGGGAUAGCUGGGAAUAUGCUCAUGGCUCGACUUGCCACCAGAAGUGCUAAACCUGAUGGUCAAUGCUAUAUCCCUUCUGAAAGGGUGGAUGAGUAUCUACACAAACUUCCAAUUAAGGCACUUCCAGGAAUAGGGCAUGUUUUGGAGGAGAAAUUGAAGAAGCGAAAUGUUUGGACUUGUGGACAGUUAUGCUUGAUAUCCAAGGAAUCUCUUCAAAAGGAUUUUGGAAAGAAAACUGGAGAGAUGUUGUGGAACUAUAGUAGAGGAGUAGAUAAUCGGCUGGUUGGUAACAUUCAGGAAAGCAAGUCAAUAGGUGCUGAAGUCAAUUGGGGUGUCAGGUUCAAGGAUUUGCAAGAUAGUCAACAUUUCCUAUUAAAUCUUUGCAAGGAGGUUUCUUUACGUUUGCAGGGAUGUGGAGUGCAAGGGCGCACUUUUACUCUUAAGAUAAAGAAGAGAAGAAAAGAUGCCGAUGAGCCUGCCAAGUAUAUGGGCUGUGGGGAUUGUGAGAAUCUGAGCCACUCCAUGACAGUUCCAAUUGCUACUUAUGAUGUCGGAGUUCUUCAAAGAGUAACAAAGCAGCUCUUUGGGUCUUUCUGCUUGGAUGUCAAGGACAUUCGGGGUCUUGGCUUGCAAGUUUCCAAGCUUGAAAAUACAGACCCUUCUAAACAAGGGCUUGAAAGAAACUCUCUGAGGUCAUGGCUCACCUCUUCCUCAGGAAUUACUGGAAAAGGAUGUAGCAUCAACAGUAUGGCUAAAGAGAGGGCUAGGAUAGAUUCUGAGGUGCAGAAUAUAAAUGGAAGUUCAGGCCAAUUAUUUCCUGAUCAGACUGGGUUUUCUGCUCAAAUGGACAACAAUUCAUUAAGCGGUGUUUCAGAUCCACCACCUUUAUAUCAUCUUGAUAUGGGAGUUGUUGAGAGUCUUCCACCAGAACUUUUUUCGGAGUUAAAUGAAAUUUAUGGAGGGAAGUUAACAGAUUUCAUUGCUAAAAGCAGAGUUGCAAGUGAAAACAUCAACAUUUAUUCUUGCACCUCUUCAGCUGAAGGGAAAGAGCUUGCAGUUGAUGGUGGCAAGGGACCUCUUGCAUCUGACAUGAUUCCCCUUGAUGUUAUAAUGGUGGAAAAUAGCGCAAAGCAGCAUACAAGUAAGGAAGCACAAGCAGGACCUUCUCGGGCUGGAUUGCAGAAUGAGGCCAAUUGCUCUGUAAGCCCUGGAAAUACUGAUUUAAUGCCUUCAUCUCUAAGCCAAGUGGAUGUGUCAGUGUUGCAACAAUUGCCAGGAGAAUUGAGAGGUGACAUACUUGGACAGCUUCCUGCACACAGAAAACAAGAGUCAACUUCUAAUGCUGAAUUGCACCCUCUUUCAGAAAAUCUUGAGGGAUCUUUGAAUAUUAAAAUUACUGAGAAUCAACCAAAUUCUAUUGCCUCUGUUUUAAAUACGAAUCUUUGGAUUGGGAGUCCCCCACAAUGGGUUGAUAAGUUCACAGUCAGCAAAUGCUUGAUAUUAAAGACUUUGGCACAGUUGUAUUACAAACUGGGAUUAUCUGGUAGUCUAUCUCCUAUACUGCAGUGCAUAAUUUCUGAAUGUCUAUAUCCUUCGGAUGAUAGUGAUGCAUGGGGUGAGGAAGCUACUUAUGAUUUGUGUGAGCUUUUCAAGCAAUAUGUUAAAAUAAAGAUGGAACUAGACCUCGAAGAAGUUUAUGUUUGUUUCCGUCUUCUUAGAAGGUUGACGACCAAGUCAAAAUUUCUCUUACACGUGUACAAUAUUGUCUUUCCUUACCUUCAGACAUCUGUUGGAGAAAAUUAUGGAGGAGAUUUGCAUAUUUAA